Messenger RNA from Pangasianodon hypophthalmus (striped catfish), 2012 nucleotides. It is a transcript of the gene hhatla, whose product is annotated as hedgehog acyltransferase like, a. Gene Ontology annotation, biological process: negative regulation of N-terminal protein palmitoylation. NCBI's taxonomy places the organism in Eukaryota, Metazoa, Chordata, Actinopteri, Siluriformes, Pangasiidae. Bases 194 to 1708 code for a protein of 504 amino acids. The transcript is spliced from 12 exons. Gene Ontology annotation, cellular component: endoplasmic reticulum. Gene Ontology annotation, molecular function: acyltransferase activity. The record is from RefSeq and is a predicted model, not a curated record.
CUGCCGGAACAUCGGCACUCUCAAAUCAGUACAGAUGCAUUAAGACAAACCGCACCUUCACCCCUUCCCCCUUUUCUUUUCUUUUUUUUUUAAUUCUUUUGGUGGGAGGUUGAUAUCUGCUCUUCAAAUAUCUGGACUUCCCACAAGAGUGGACCUGAGUUUCCACUUUGGAUUUCGGUGCUAGAUUUGAAUCAUGGGGAUCAAGGCGGCCCUGCCUAAGGCUGAGCUCUACCUCUACACUGCUGUCCUCUCUCUGGCUCUCCUGUGGGCAGGAAGCUGGAUCUUCGAGGCAUCCAGCGAGAAUGUUAACAGGAAGGCCUUUAAGGGGAGUGUGAAACCAGGAUGGCACUACUUUGGCAGAAAAAUGGACGUGGCUGACUUUGAGUGGGCGAUGUGGUUCACUACCUUCCGCAACUACAUCUUGUUUGCCCUCACUGGUCAUGUGAUCUUCGCCAAAAUCUGCUCCAUGAUUUCUCCCAAGCACAGGUCUCUGAUCUACAUGCUGUAUGGCUUCAUGACCGUGUUCGUCAUCAUGGGCUGGACGUACGUCUCUCUCAUCCUGUCUCACUGCAUCCUCCUCUACAGUGUAGCCCUCAUUAAGAGGAAGUGGCUCUGCUUCCUGGCUGGGCUCACCAGCCUGGCCACCUUCAAGAUGGAGCCCUUCAGCUCUUGGCAGGCUGGCUUCGUCACUGGAACCUUCAACCUUCAGGAUAUCCUGUUCUACGGAGGCUGUGGGUUCUCCAUCAUGCGCUGCAUGAGUUUCGCACUGGAGAACUGCGAGAAGAAGGAUGGUCACUACAGCUUCAUGGAUUUGGUCAAGUACAACUUCUACCUCCCUUUCUUCUUCUUCGGACCCAUCAUGACGUUUGAUCGAUUCCACGUGCAGGCCAACAAUCCUAACCUGAUUCGUAAAGAUCGAGAGAUGUGGAACAUCACCAUCCGGGCUUUGGUGCACCUUGGAGCCAUUUUGGUGGUGGACGUGUUCUUCCAUUUCCUGUAUAUUUUGACUAUCCCGAAUGACAUGAAGCUGGUGAAAGACUUGUCUGAUUGGUCAUUAGCUGGUUUGGCAUACUCAAACCUGGUGUACGACUGGGUGAAAUCAGCCGUCAUGUUUGGCGUUAUCAACACAGUGUCUCGGCUAGACCACCUGGACCCUCCCAAUCCCCCUAAGUGCAUCACCAUGCUGUACGUCUUCGCCGAAACGCACUUUGACAGAGGCAUCAACGACUGGCUAUGCAAGUAUGUCUAUGACUAUAUUGGUGGAAAUCAUGACGGAAUCUUCAAAGAGCUGGUCGCUACGAUCUGCACCUUUAGCAUCACUACUCUGUGGCUUGGACCUUGUGAGCUGGUGUACAUUUGGUCCUUCUUCAACUGCUUUGGCCUGAACUUUGAGCUGUGGGUGGCUAAGCUCUUCUCCCUGCCGCCUUUGUCUACCAUUGAGGGUCUUAUGUCUGAGGCAAUGUCACGGCGUAUCAGAGGGCUGUUCAACGCUGUUAACUUCUGGCAAAUCGUCCUGUAUAACGUCCUUGCACUGAACAGCCUGGAUUUUGCUAAGUUUGUGGCCAAGAGACUGUUGUUCAAGGGCUUCCCUGUGUCCACUCUCUCAGUGCUGUUAGUGACCUACUGCGGAAUACAGCUGGUGAAGGAGCACGAGCGAAAAAAGGCCCUGCUCGAAGAACCCGAGCCAAGCAAACCCAAAACCGAUUAGACGAGCAGACAGUGACGUUUUGCCGAGUCCGAGCUUCUCAUACCAAACCCAAGCAGCUCCCAUCACCAUGGUCACUGCUCGAAACAAGCCUGUUUAAUAAGCACAUGGUGUUUUUUUAACUGUGAAUAGGGCUCAAGUGCACUUGCUGUACAAGUUCUAACUCCUUUCUCAGAGACUGCCACAUACGAACCAAGUGCAUUUUUUUAUUCAUUUUAUUUAAAUUUAUUAUGGAUUGUCUGGAGAAUGGGCUUGCCAAAUAUUUUAUGCAGAUAUAAUAUAUUGAACGAUUAAAGAUGAAAAAGUC